AUGGCACGUACUAAGCAGACCGCUCGGAAAUCCACCGGUGGUAAAGCGCCGCGUAAACAACUGGCCACCAAAGCAGCCCGUAAGAGCGCACCAGCAACCGGCGGUGUUAAGAAACCACAUCGCUACAGGCCCGGUACCGUCGCUCUCCGUGAGAUUCGUAGCUACCAGAAGAGCACCGAGCUCCUCAUCCACAAAUUGCCGUUCCAACGUUUGGUGCGUGGAAUCGCUCAGGAUUUCAAGACCGACCUCCGCUUCCAGAGCUCCGCCGUGAUGGCCCUUCAAGAGGCUAGCGAAUCUUACCUAGUCGCUAAUAAUAGUGGGCUUCCCCUGCAUAUUAGCAACCUAUUAAAAGCCAAAAAAGCUGCUUUUCGGAGAGCAGCAAAAUAUCCCACGCCCGAAUAUAGGCGCACGGCCAAUCGUCUUCAACGAGAACUCCGUUUCCGCCUCUCUGAAUUUCGAGACCUCGAAAAGAGUAAGCUCAUGGAGAAUAUCUCUCCCUCUCAUACAGCGUACUAUCAGAUGGCAAGAGCCCUCCGCAUAGACGCUAUCACCCACACUCCCCCUCUCUCCCGUCCCGACGGUACGGUAGCCUUCGAGGACGAGGAAAAGGCUGAGUGCUUUGCAGACAGCAUUGCCGCUCAAUGCUCUCCUAGCUCUCAACCCGUCGACCCCUCACACAUCCAGGCAGUGGAGGAUGAGGUCCGCCGCAGGAACUCGCCCUCUACAGCCUCCGAACCUAUCUCUGUGUCCAAUGAUGAGAUUUCAUCCCUCAUCAAAGGACUUAAGCCUAAAAAGGCUCCGGGCGCGGAUGGCAUCUCCAACCAAGCCCUAAAACACUUUCCUGAGCAGGUGCUAACCCUUUUAUCUAUUAUCUUCAAUGCCUGCUUCAACCUUAGUUACUUUCCCACUACGUGGAAAGAGGCAACUGUGAUUGGUAUUCCCAAGCCAGGCAAGCCUCUUAACCUCCCCUCCAGUCAUCGUCCCAUUAGCGGCCUCAAGGCCAUGGGCAAGCUCUUUGAAAGAGUCAUUCAAAAUCGAAUGAGGCGCUAUCUGUUUCCCACAGACGGUGACCCUAUUGUCAUACCCCACCAAUUCGGUUUCCGAGCGAAACACUCUUGUCCCCAACAAGUUCACCGUAUUGUGGAAUAUAUCCUCAGCGGUUUUUAUCCUCGUCGUCAUAAGACCAUCGCGGUCUUUUUCGACAUAGCUAAAGCCUUUGAUAGAGUCUGGCAUGAAGGCCUUAUCUACAAAUUAUACAAAAUAGGUCUCCCCGAUCGUCUAGUACGUCUCGUGGCCUCUUAUCUAAAGCAUCGUACCUUUCGUUUUAGACACGAAGGCACGCUAUCUUCUCAGCGUCCCAUCAAAGCUGGUGUCCCUCAGGGCUCAGUACUUGCUCCUCUCCUGUACAUUUUGUUCACCAACGAUAUUCCCAUCCCGUCGAAAGGUGUUCAGCUCUCCCUCUUCGCAGAUGACACUGCCCUAUACUGUAAAGGUACCUCGCUACCUUUCAUACGGAACAAGAUCCAAAAGUCAGUUGAUGACCUAGGAGCUUGGUUUAAAAAAUGGCGCAUCGAUGUGAACCCGGAGAAGAGCUCCGCCGUUCACUUCGAUUAUAAACGACGCCGACUCAAAAACACUCCACCAAUACGUAUGCUAGGGACCCCUGUCCCCUGGCAUACGACUGCCAAAUAUUUAGGCGUCACUCUUGACACAAGCCUCACUUUUAGGUCCCACGUCAAAAGAGUAACCCGUCACGCACGUUUUUACCUGGGUAGGCUCAACAGUAUGUUGGGCCGACACAGUAAAAUGUCCAUCAGAAACAAGCGUACCCUUUAUAAGGUCUGUAUACGACCAGUCAUGUCCUACGCGGGCUCCAUUUUUGCCCACGCUGACCCUAAAAUCAUUAAUGAACUCCAAGUAGUUCAAAACCUCUUCUGUCGUCGAGCUACGAACGCACCUUGGUACGUCCGUAAUGCCGACCUUCAUCGGGACUUAGAGCUCCCUACAAUCCAACAAUUCCUUAAAAAACUCUCUGAGAAUUUCUUCAAAGCCUCAGAGUCGCAUUCAAAUCAUUUUAUUCGUGAGGCAGCUAAUUAUGCAGCCCCACUCCCCUCCCGCUAUAGCGUCCGCAGGCCGAGGAACUCCCUCUCGGACCCGCCUAAUAAACUUUCAAACGACCUGAACUGCCUCCUGGCGGCUCAGGCCAAUUCUAAUUAA
Parnassius mnemosyne (clouded apollo) is the source of this 2217-nucleotide messenger RNA. The record is from the annotation of a GenBank genome assembly. Lineage: Eukaryota; Metazoa; Arthropoda; Insecta; Lepidoptera; Papilionidae.